AUGUCUACCUUUUUGACCAAAGUUUGGGCAAACGCCAUAGGCUUCGGGAUCGUUUGGACAGGGGUCGUGCUCUUCAGUAAUUUCUUUCCCAAGCAUGAUCAGAAAUGCGCUCCACAAUCUGAUGAAUCAGUGAAGAACAAGGCCGUCGUCGUUCAUGAGCGCUGGUACUACCCGCCCGACAUCGCAAAUGACUUGAAGGAUAUAGAUCUUCCAGACCGGGUCAAACAGGAGAUCUUUGCCACGGCUUGGGAAUAUACUCGUUGUGUCAUUCCUGAAUACACGAAUUGGUCACGAUAUGUUGCGUUUAUGCGCAUCAUCGUCAUGGGAAUCAUCGCAGAAUUUAAGGGUAGCCUUAUGGACGUGGCCAACGACGAUAAUGUCGUGGGCUACAGUCUUACCGAGGUGUUAGAUACAUUGUGUGGAGGAACAGCAGGCCAUGCUGAGAUGUGCCGCGAAUACCGCUGCUUUUUGUUGAUGUCGUCGCAAAAAUCACGUCAUCAGACAAACACCAUGCUGUUUCGCCGUUACAGUGUUGCUCUUUCCAAGAGUCCCUGGCAAUUCUUCCGCAUGCGCGAUACCGACGCGCUCGCUCGCUUCACCAUUGGUGUUGCUCUGGUCUGCAAUGACCUCGACCACAUUUGGUUCACCAACGACCAAUUCGACAUCAUGGCCGAAAUCGGCAAUACAAUGUACGACGGUAUAUCAUACUGGAAGCACCGUUCCGAGGGAGAAAUCAACAGCACCUUCGCAUAUGUCCCAGAAACCAAGCGGGUAAUGGCCUAUCACAAGUGCCGCGAGGCGCUUUGGGCACUGGACGUAGCGUGGGCAAGACAGCCCGAGAUGAAGUGUGUCAUCAACUUCCUCCGCUACUUUGGCGGCCCAAUUCACAUGAUUAUGCGACGGUACCGCUUUGUGGAAGAGGGCCUUACCCUAGGCAGACCUGAGGACAAGCGCGUCAUCGAGCAAACGAGGAAGCACGUCAAAUUAUGGAAUAGGCUUGACGAGCAGAAGAAGACCAAGAAGCAGGAAACCGAGAGUCUCCAACAGUAUCGCCACGUCCUCUCACGGGAGAAGAUCCUGCUGUUUAACGGCCUCGGGGAAAUGUUGGAAAAGGCUGACGAGGGCUUAUGCUCCGAGUGCAGCUAUCGAGAGACAUACGGCGCGCCACAGGCUCAUACUUUCGGAGGUGUUGUCCUAUGUGCCGCACAUAAGCAGGGCUGGGCGGACCAUACGGAAAGUAUACUUGAGCGCAUGGUCAGAAGCUUUCCGGAGGCUGCCGAGACUGUUCGUAUAAGUGAGAUGCGAGCGACACGUUCAGCCGCGCCAUAA
This is a messenger RNA of Alternaria postmessia, 1329 nucleotides long. RefSeq lists its product as uncharacterized. The coding region runs from base 1 to 1329 and encodes 442 amino acids. The record is from RefSeq and is a predicted model, not a curated record. The transcript has 3 exons. NCBI's taxonomy places the organism in Eukaryota, Fungi, Ascomycota, Dothideomycetes, Pleosporales, Pleosporaceae.